AUGCAAUAUAUGACUUCAUUAUUAUUAUUAUCAACCAAUACAAUAUCAUUUCAUCCGAGUUUAACAAUAGUAAAUAAUGCAACAAUUUCUAAUACAAACAUACCAAUUUAUUCGAAUUUCCCAACAAGUUUAAAAUAUGAUGGAAUAAUUGAUGUAUCUUCUGAUUUUACAGAUGAUGAAGUUUUUAUACCUUCUGAUUCAGAAGAUGAAGUAAAGCACGUUGAAAAGAAAAUAUUUACUUCAAGAGAAUUGACAUCUACAAUUUAUUACCAUACUACAAUUGAAAAAACUUCUGUUGUUUAUACAACAAUCACAAUUACAUCUACCGAAGUUGUCACUUCAACUUUAACGAUAAAUACUGGUCCAACAAUUUCAGUUGAUGUCACAUUACCGUUGAAUACAUUGACUAAUUCAAAUACAUGGUUUACAACGGGUGAAAAAAUGAAUGAUGAAAUUACAAGUUUAAAUUAUCCAAUGAGAAAAGAUUUAGAUAUAAUCACAACUGGUGAAUCUUCCGAAUUUACAGAUACUAACCAAUUUUCAAUUUUACCUAUAAAAGGAACAACAAUUAUCAUUCCAAAUACUUUUCGCCCUAAAAGACCAACAAGAACAAGAGCAAGAUUAAAAGUAUAUAAAACUAUAAAUCAAUCAAGGUUAGUGCAGUUUACAACAAGGGAAAAUCAAACAUUACAUGUCAAUAAUAACCCAUUCAAAAUUUUUGCAAAUAAAACAUUAAAUUAUCAGAAUUCAACAACAGUUUCAAAUUAUAAUAAAUUCACAGGUGUAGUAUUACCUGAAAAACAAUUCAGAUUAACUUCUUUAUCUAGUUACAUAACAAUAUCAUCAGUUUGUUUAAUAUUUGGUGUUAUAUUAGUUUUAUGA
This is a messenger RNA of Insectozyma verbasci, 882 nucleotides long. Lineage: Eukaryota; Fungi; Ascomycota; Pichiomycetes; Serinales; Debaryomycetaceae. The record is from the annotation of a GenBank genome assembly.